GAGAUCAAACGGUCACGGCAUAGGUCGUCCGACGCCUGACUCUGUGUUGUUCGUUGGUACUGGGGUUUUUUGCCCAUCGUCUGUUGAUUUUUCAGAAAUUUCAGUGUUCAAAAAAUCAUAAAACCUUUUCUAAUAGUCCCAAAUUUUAAGCUCUCUGGUCAGGGUUUUUAAAUAUCUGGUCGUAAUUAGAGUCUUUCAACAGCAAAUGAAGCAUCAAUUAAGGCGCAUCUAAUCGUGGAUCACUCGCUUAAUUUUUUCCUGGGUGCUGAUACAUUGCUACAACACGUGUUUUGGCAAUUUAGGAAAUAUGGGACAGUGCUUCACUAAGGCUCAGUCUGAUCAAGCUGAUUCAGACCAGCAUGUUGAGUUUGUUGGUGGGAAUGUACGCCCUGUUACCUCCAAAGAGGAGUGGGAUCAGAAGUUGUCUGAAGCGAAGAGAGAUGGCAAGAUUGUAAUUGCAAACUUCAGUGCAGCAUGGUGUGGACCUUGUAGAAUGCUUGCACCAUUUUUUUGCGAGCUCUCAGAGAAAUACCCAUCUCUUAUGUUCUUGUUGAUUGAUGUUGAUGAACUAACUGACUUCAGCACUUCGUGGGAUAUUAAAGCUACUCCGACCUUCUUCUUUCUUAAGAAUGGGCAGCAAAUUGACAAGCUUGUUGGAGCAAACAAACCGGAGUUGCAGAAGAAGAUUACUGCCAUUUUAGAUUCGGCGGCCAAUUCUGGGCAAUGACAAUUUAUGGUGGUUCCUGCUUCGCAGCUUACUCUUCCCGGUGAACAUUUUGUGGUGUUGUGAGUUUUGGUUGGUUGCAUGUAAUUUUUAAACUUGUCUUUGUGUAUUUAAAUUAAAUACUAUUCUUUUUUUUUUCUUUUUGGCCUCGUCAUGUAAAUAUGACCUUAUCUGGUUGCAUCAACGGCUCUUCCUUCAGAAGGCCUUGUAAUCAAUGACCUGGUCCUUGCCGCUUGGGAAUCUCUUCCCCCCUUAUUCUUCAACGCAACAUUCAUCCCAAGUGCAAGAGUUGUUUUCGUUUGAACGCAUUUCCAUUUCCAUACGCUAUUUCUCCUUUUAAUUAAAUAAUUCAAUCAAGCUCCCAACUCCAUUUGGUCCGA
Theobroma cacao (cacao) is the source of this 1104-nucleotide messenger RNA. RefSeq names its product thioredoxin H-type 9 (gene TH9). The record is from RefSeq and is a predicted model, not a curated record. NCBI's taxonomy places the organism in Eukaryota, Viridiplantae, Streptophyta, Magnoliopsida, Malvales, Malvaceae.